GGCAGGGAAACCACCACCUGGCUUACAUCUGGAUGUAGUCAAAGGAGACAAACUCAUUGAGAAACUCAUCAUUGAUGAGAAGAAAUACUAUCUCUUUGGGAGAAAUCCUGAUCUGUGCGAUUUUACCAUUGACCACCAGUCUUGCUCUCGGGUCCAUGCUGCCUUGGUCUAUCACAAACAUCUCAAGAGGGUUUUCCUCAUAGAUCUAAACAGCACACAUGGCACAUUCUUGGGUCAUAUCCGCUUGGAACCGCACAAACCCCAACAGAUACCCAUUGACUCCACGGUUUCAUUUGGCGCUUCUACACGGGCAUAUACUCUGCGAGAGAAGCCUCAGACGCUGCCAUCAGCAGUUAAAGGAGAUGAGAAAAUGGGCGGUGAAGAUGAAGAGCUCAAGGGCUUGCUGGGCCUGCCAGAGGAGGAGACAGAACUUGACAACCUGACAGAGUUUAAUACAGCCCACAACAAAAGAAUUUCCACGCUAACCAUUGAGGAAGGGAACUUGGAUAUUCAGAGGCCAAAGAGAAAACGGAAGAACUCCAGAGUGACAUUCAGUGAUGAUGAUGAAAUCAUCAAUCCAGAGGAUGUGGACCCUUCUGUUGGGCGUUUCAGGAACAUGGUACAGACAGCAGUAGUCCCUGUUAAGAAAAAACGUUUGGAGAAUCCAGGCUCUUUGACCACAGAUGAUUCUGCAUCACGACGUAUGCAAAACUUUCCCUAUAGUGGAGGAUUAUAUGGUGGUUUACCUCCAACUCACAAUGAGGCAGGUUCCCAAUCGCAUGGCGUCCAUGGGACAGCACUCAUUGGUGGUCUGCCAAUGCCCUACCCCAAUCUUGCCCCAGAUGUGGACUUGACUCCUGUUGUGCCCUCAACAGUUAACAUGAACCCAGCUCCAAACCCUGCUGUCUUUAAUCCUGAAGCUGUGAAUGAACCCAAGAAGAAGAAAUAUGCAAAGGAGGCGUGGCCGGGCAAGAAGCCAACCCCUUCCCUACUGAUCUGAGUUGGGUUUUGUUGAGGGAGGGUGGGAGUUACGAACUCCAGAAACUGUUUAUGUGCAGUAUCGUCUUUUUAAAAUUUCAAUGUCCUAACCAGAUGUAAUACCAAGAUUGGAGAAGUGAAAUAUCCUUUAAAGAUGUCUUCAAACGUUUUUAUAUGUCUCUCUAAAAAAAAAAUACAGUUCCCAUCUCCUUUUGAA
Pelecanus crispus (Dalmatian pelican) is the source of this 1195-nucleotide messenger RNA. It is a transcript of the gene PPP1R8, whose product is annotated as protein phosphatase 1 regulatory subunit 8. NCBI's taxonomy places the organism in Eukaryota, Metazoa, Chordata, Aves, Pelecaniformes, Pelecanidae. The record is from RefSeq and is a predicted model, not a curated record.